AUGCCGACAGAGCUUGAAGAGCUGGUGGAGUUUCUUCACCACGGAAACACUCAGAUUCGACAGAUCGCCUGUGAGACCCUCGUCGGGUUCUCCACGGGACAACCCAACCUAUUCAAGCACCAGCAAUUACUUCCCGUUCGAGAUUUGAAGCUCCUAACCCGGGAUUAUACGCCUAUUGCGAAGAAUGCCUUGACCAUUCUCAUCAAUCUCUCCAGCGAUGAAGAGGUGUUGAAAACGCUAGCCGAAGAUGACCAAUUCAUUGAGACGCUGUUGAAGAAAUUGACGAAUGUCAAAGAGCCCAAUGCCGACGAGGUGGCCAUGCUGCUGGCCAACCUCGUCAAGUCCGAACACCUCGAAAAACUCCACUUGCUGAAGCGCAAAGCCCCCGAGUCCGUCUCCACCUCCGAGAAUGCCCUCGACCAGCUGAUGGACUGCUUCGUGAAGGGUGCAGAGGGCGGUCUCAACAAACAUGCCAAUUUCGACUAUCUGUCCUACCUCUUCGCCGAUCUGUCUCAAUCCGAUAAGGGACGGGCGUACUUCACCACGCGCCAGGAGUACGAUGGAGUCGUCCCAAUCACCAAGCUAACUGUUUUUACGGAACACGGAAGUGACAUUCGUCGGAAAGGCGUGGCAUCUACCAUCAAGAAUGUGGCAUUCGACGUCUCCUCUCACCCUAUGUUGUUUGCCGAGGACGGAGCCAACUUGUUGCCUUACCUUCUGCUACCCAUCACGGGCCCGGAGGAGUUCCCCGACGAAGAGUCGAUGUCGAUGCUGCCGGACCUCCAGCUGCUCCCCCCGGAUAAGAAGCGCGACAGUGAUAUGACUAUCAUUACAACACACCUGGAGACUCUCUUGUUGUUGACGACGACCCGGGAGGGCCGAGACAGGAUGCGCGCCGUACAGGUGUACCCCGUCAUCCGGGAAUGCCAUCUUAAUGUUGAGGACGAAGAUGUCCGAGAAGCCUGUGACCGACUUGUUCAGGUCAUUAUGCGGGAUGAGGAAGACGAGGGACAAAAGACCGAUUCUGAGCUGUCGAAGUCUCGGGAUCAGAUCGAAGGCGGCCAGCCCGAGGAUGAGGACGAGAAGGUGACGGAACUGUUUUAA
This is a messenger RNA of Penicillium cinerascens, 1104 nucleotides long. RefSeq names its product protein HGH1. The transcript is spliced from 5 exons. NCBI's taxonomy places the organism in Eukaryota, Fungi, Ascomycota, Eurotiomycetes, Eurotiales, Aspergillaceae. The coding region runs from base 1 to 1104 and encodes 367 amino acids. The record is from RefSeq and is a predicted model, not a curated record.